Verticillium alfalfae VaMs.102 is the source of this 1014-nucleotide messenger RNA. Its product is annotated as oxidoreductase. The coding region runs from base 1 to 1014 and encodes 337 amino acids. The transcript has a single exon. NCBI's taxonomy places the organism in Eukaryota, Fungi, Ascomycota, Sordariomycetes, Glomerellales, Plectosphaerellaceae. Gene Ontology annotation, molecular function: protein binding. The record is from RefSeq and is a predicted model, not a curated record.
AUGGCUUCAGACCAGCCACUCAACACACGACAGCAACGUACCCUAUCCUGGGCGCUGACGCCGACGAACACCACGGCGCAGUUCCGGGGCCUCGCUGCCGUUUCGGACACGACUGCCUGGGUUUCGGGCACGCGAGGCACCGUCCUCCGCACCGUCGACGGCGGCGCCACCUGGACGUCCGUGGGACCAACGCUGGCGCCCGAAGACGCGGCGCUCCAGUUCCGCGACGUGCAGGCCUUUUCGGCCGCCAAGGCUGUCAUCCUAUCCAUCGGCGAGGGGACAGACUCGAGAAUCUACGUCACGGAAGACGGCGGCACGUCAUGGGAUCUCGUGUUCACGAACGAGGAGCCGACGGCGUUUUACAACUGCGUCGACUUUGAGAACCAGGAAAGAGGUCUCGCCGUUAGCGACCCCGUCGACGGCAAGUUCAGGCUCAUCGAGACGAAGGACGGCGGGCGCAGCUGGGGCAUCGUCGACCCCAGCGACAUGGCGCCGGCGCUGGCGGGGGAGUUUGGGUUCUCGGCCAGCGGGACGUGCAUUACGACGGCAGCGGGACGGUGGUACCUCGCCGCGGGCGGGGUGGAUCCGGGGCGCGUGUUUCGAAGCGAUGACGGCUACGAUUGGGACGCAUCCAAUGCAUCCAUCACGGGAGCCGAGGCGGGUGGUGUCUUCUCGGUGCGGUUCCGCGACACGAAGAACGGCGUCGCGGUCGGUGGGGAUUUCACUGUGCCACAGGGUGCCGAGAGGAAUGCGGCGUGGUCAGAGGAUGGAGGGCAGACGUGGACUGCGGCCGAGACGUUUCCUCGCGGCUACCGGUCAGCGACGGCAUGGGUGGGGGGGCUCUGUAAUGUUGCCGUGGCGGUCGGACCUACGGGCUCGGAUGUGACGGUGGAUGGCGGGAGGACGUGGACGGGGUUUGACGGGGGGGCGUUUGAUAGUGUGGAGUGCGUUGGCAAGAAUGUCUGCUGGGCUUCGGGACCUUCGGGGCGAGUGGCACGACUGGUGAUUGGAUGA